GUUUUCGUUGAGAGUUGCCAUUUGCACAAUUUUGCCAUCUAUUGAGUAAUUUUUUUAGUAAAUGACAACUGAUUUGGCGCCAAGUUAAUGAUCAGAAAAGCAAAUUGUUUCACUGCCGCGACUAAAACUAGAAAAUCUUAAGCUUUUUUAAAAAUUACAAAUUUGCUGACCCAAUCAAGGAAAUUCAUAAUAACAAAGUGGUAUGAGCGAAUCAGUUAAAUGGAUUGGACCGUACAAUCCCAACGAGAGUUGUCCGCAGUUGCUCCGGGAAGAUGUGCUUUUUUACGCCAAAUGUAUCGUUGGUCCGUUGACGUUAUGUGUGGGUGACUAUGUGUUAGUCUCGAACGCUGACGCUCGCGAGCCAGAUACCGUGGAAGGUUGUGACAUUGCAAAGAUUUUGCAUAUGUACGAGUUGCGAGAAAUAUCUAAUCGCGAUCCUUAUCGUGCCAUCGUUCAAUGGUAUUCAAGGCCGCAGUCCAUUCCUGCUAAACAUUUCGAUGACGAUGACAUAUGCCUAGACUUUGAAAAAGAAUUAAUAGAAGAACAUCGUCCUUAUGAUCCGGACAUAUCGCUCGAAACCAUAUUUCGUAAAUGUAGCGUUUUGUAUGGCACAGUCGACUGCUUUGCUACAGACCUGUUGGAAAGCUCUAACACAAAGAAGACGUCUUGCCCAACUUUCGUAUGUCGUUAUAAGUUUAGUAAAAUUAAAAAUAAAUAUCAUUUGCUGCCUUUGGAGUUUGGGAAUGUUGGAAGUAUAGAAUCAGGACGCAGCACACGUGCAUCUAGAAGAAAACAAACUGAUAGCAAAAGUGCUUCCGCUAAGAAGAUACGGCGUUCUACUGUGACAUCAGAAAAUGCGCGGCUGCAUCCAGCGUCAGCAGUCGUCCAUCCGAAGGACUGCAAUUAUUUUAAGAGUCAGAAAGUAUCUCCUAUUAAAAUUGUGGAAAGACGUAGGGUGGUAUCUGCAACAAUAGCGGAUAUAGCCAAUAGUGGAUUGUGGACAAAUCGUAACACAAGUACAAUAAAAGCCUCACCUCUAUCAGAACAAAAUAUAAAAGUAACUCCAGCCAUAAAAGCUUUAAAAGCACGCCGUAAUCUUAAUUCGAGUUUAGAGCAUGCGGCCAACGAUACAGCCGACUCAGAUUGUUUGAAUUAUUCCAUAAUCAAAGAUACACCAGAUACGCAAAAAACACCAAGUGAGAUGAAAAUAAAGCUAAGGGUAUCUGAAAGACAUCGUUUAAUUUCUCUGGAGAAAGAUCCGUUGGCGUUAGAAAAUAACACGAAAGAAUUUAUUGAUUUUGUUGAAGCUCGUACCGAUCUUCAUGAGACGCCUACUAAAAAGUUAAGAGAAAGUGCUACUCAGACACCAGUACAUAAACGUAAAAGUAUAUUAAAAUCGGCAACUAAGCGUGUUGGCACUCCAAAACGCAACAUACAUAUGUCUAAUAUUGUGGAAGAGAUGAUAUUCGAUAAACAAGACGUUCUUUCCACACCAAAACUGAAAUCUAAAAGGUCUUUGGCUUUCGGAAAAGAGAAGGAUAUAGAAAAAAUUCUACUGGAAGUCACUCCCAAGAAACCAGUAGAGGAAACACCCAAGCGCGUGCAGCGUUCAAACUCAAAAUACGUUAAAGAUUCUGAAACUCCCAAAACACCUAGCCAAAAAUUGAAAAUGAUAAGGUCUGGAGAAUUAACGCCAUCAUUUAAAGAACGUGAAGGUAUUGAGCACAGUAAAUUAUCGAAAAAUGAUUUACAACUGGCUCGAGAACGUUUACAUGUCUCCGUUGUACCACUGAGUUUGCCUUGCCGGGAAAAAGAAUUUGAAAAUAUUUAUACAUUCUUAGAAGGCAAAAUUAACGAUAAAUGCGGUGGUUGUAUGUACAUCUCUGGAGUACCGGGUACAGGCAAAACAGCCACCGUCACUGGCGUUAUAAGGGCUUUGCAGAAACAAGUACAGGAAGACAUGUUACCUGCCUUUGAUUAUUUGGAGAUUAAUGGCAUGCGUUUAACAGAACCACGUCAAGCUUACGUUCACAUCUACCGUCAGCUGACUGGCAAAACAGUAGCUUGGGAACAUGCUCACGCUUUAUUAGAGAAACGCUUUAUGACAGCUGCACCACGUAGGAUUACGACAGUUUUGAUUGUGGAUGAAUUGGAUAUAUUAUGUAACCGACGUCAGGAUGUAGUUUACAAUCUGUUGGACUGGCCAGCAAAAACAGCUGCAUGUUUAGUUGUGGUAACAAUAGCCAAUACGAUGGACUUGCCUGAACGCGUACUAAUGGGCAAAGUAACUUCUAGGUUGGGUUUGACACGGCUCACUUUUCAACCCUACACCCACAAGCAAUUACAAGAAAUUGUUACGGGGCGUUUAGGUGGGUCAGAGGCUUUCAAGGGCGAAGCCAUACAACUGGUAGCGAGAAAAGUAGCUGCCGUCUCAGGAGACGCCCGGCGUGCUUUAGAUAUCUGCCGUCGUGCCACUGAAAUAGCAGAUUCUUCAAAAGGUAAAGAAAUAUGUGUGAAUAUAUUGCAUGUCCAACAAGCCCUGUCGGAAAUGAUAGCCAGCGCUAAAGUGCAGGCCAUUAAAAGAUGUUCUCGCCUGGAACAAAUUCUAUUGCAAGCCAUAGCUGCGGAAGUUACACGCACCGGCGUAGAGGAAACGUAUUUUAUGGGAGUUUAUACGCAAUUUGAAAGCAUUGCUAAUUUUGUGGGAGGAAUCUUGGUACCAAACACAGGACAAGUUUUACGUUUAUGUUCUAAAUUGGGCGCAGAGCGAUUGAUUAUUUGCGAGCAUACGCGUAAUGAUAUAUUCCAAAAAAUUUUAUUAAACGUCAGCACGGACGAUAUACACUACGCUUUAAGGGUAACACCGGAGGCAACGCAAUAAAUUACUACAUUUUUAUAAAUCUUUUAUUUAAAUAAUUUAAA
Messenger RNA from Glossina fuscipes, 2922 nucleotides. It is a transcript of the gene Orc1, whose product is annotated as origin recognition complex subunit 1. The coding region runs from base 203 to 2881 and encodes 892 amino acids. The record is from RefSeq and is a predicted model, not a curated record. Gene Ontology annotation, cellular component: nuclear origin of replication recognition complex. Gene Ontology annotation, molecular function: ATP binding; DNA replication origin binding; ATP hydrolysis activity. NCBI's taxonomy places the organism in Eukaryota, Metazoa, Arthropoda, Insecta, Diptera, Glossinidae. Gene Ontology annotation, biological process: mitotic DNA replication checkpoint signaling; DNA replication initiation. The transcript has 6 exons.